Molecule: messenger RNA, 1416 nt
Organism: Microthlaspi erraticum
Lineage: Eukaryota; Viridiplantae; Streptophyta; Magnoliopsida; Brassicales; Brassicaceae
Source: the annotation of a GenBank genome assembly
AUGGCUGAAACACCGAGAUUGGUUUCGCUUAGUGAUCUUCCUUCUCAUUUGAUAUUAAAGGUGUUGAUCUCUGGCAGCCUUAGUGCGAUUGACUUAGUGAACAUCGAGUUGACCUCAAAGAUCUUUGAAUAUGGCUCGCACUCUUGGGAUUUCAAAUCGUUGGCUGACCACGCAGCGUCUCUGUUAUGCUCUCUGCAUCCUGUCUUCAUGGGUUUGGGUUUGAUUCACCAGAAGCAACUCAUUGAGCGGUGCAAUGGAAACUGGAAGCGUGUUUUGAGGUUCUUGCUCUCCAUUGUUGAAUCAUCUGAUAUGGUGGAGACCCCUAAAGGCAAGAUGCAAAUAACAACGGGUCCGAAAGUGACGAUGGUAAUAAACAACUCCAAGGUCUACUCUUGUGGCAGAAGUGAGUAUGGAGGUCUUGCUCAGGGGGAGGACACAAAUAAAUGUGCAAGAUUGACGCCAAUAGUGUUCCCUUUCUCUGCGAAAGUGAUUCAAGUAUCAGUCAACGACUUCAAUAGUGCUUUCGUAAUGCAGUCUGGAGAGGUUUUCACAUGCGGUUGGGAUGAGUUUAAUAUGGAUGAAAUAUAUAGUCCCAGGCUUGUCGACGCUCUGAAGAGUAUUCCUUGCAAGCAGGUGGCUGUUGGAUACUACUCUAUUGCGUGUCUGUCAAGGGAAGGGCAUGUGUAUACUUUUGGAGGGAGGAACAAACAUGGGGAGCUUGGUCAUGGUGAUACCAUGAAGAGACAAGUACCCACGGUUGUUGAACUGCUCAAGAACGUUGGGCCGGUUGUACAAAUAUCGGCUGGACCGUUCUAUAUCUUGGCUGUAACCGAGGAUGGAUCGGUUUACUCUUUUGGAGAUGGUUCUAAGCUCUGUCUUGGUCAUGGAGAUUUACAGAAUAAACUCGAGCCACAUGUUAUUCAGGCUUUUAAAACGAAUGGUGUUCAUAUACUCCGUGUAUCUGCUGGUUAUGCACAUGCCGCCGCGAUUGACUCUAAUGGUUAUGUCUACACAUGGGGUAAAGGUGGGUCCGCUCUAGGACACGGUGACAAGAAUGACAAGCCCUUCCCUGAGAUUUUGUUUCAUCUUAAGAACCAUUUAGCAGUGCAGGUUUGUGUAACUUAUAUGAAAACCUUUGUUGUGGUCGAAGGCGGUUCAGUGUAUGGGAUUGGGGGCUUUAUCCAUGGCAGCCUCGGUUUCUAUGGUGAAGGAAACCAUGGUCUAGUGGUGAAGCCACGAGUCCUCGAGAGUCUCAAACCGCACCGUGUAUUGCAAGUUACUACUGGUAAAUUUCACACUAUGGUGGUUACUCAACAAGGACGCUUGUUAGGGUUUGGAGAUAAUAGUGAUUCUCAACUCGGCCAUCACUCUCUUGAUUGGCUAGAGCCUACUGAAACUUUUUUUAGCCCUGAGUGA